Molecule: messenger RNA, 1448 nt
Organism: Benincasa hispida (wax gourd)
Lineage: Eukaryota; Viridiplantae; Streptophyta; Magnoliopsida; Cucurbitales; Cucurbitaceae
Gene: EDA35
Product: temperature sensing protein-like protein
Cellular component (GO): cytoplasm
Source: RefSeq, a predicted model, not a curated record
UCCUCGUCAAUUAGUCAAGUGUCCAAUAUAUUUUUAAAAACAACUUUAAAUAAAAUAAAAAAAGAAAUAUAUUUUAGGAACGUUAAAAUUUUAUGAUCGAAAAACAGGAAACGGGAAAGUUGGGCUUAUUAGCUAUUAAGUCGGCGAAACCUGCAUACAUCUGGCCUUCUUCGUCUUCCCCACGCAUCUGCCCUAAUUGAAAACACAACACUCAGAAGCGGAGUAGCUGCAACCAAAUGAAACAAGAAGAAGUCAAUCGUUGCCAAAUUCAGGAAUGGUAUCCCAAAUUCAAACCCUUCUCUAUCAAAACCCUAAUUCACCAUCUUCCAGAAUCUUUCGUUAACUACCUUCUCGACGAUUCCGGCCCUUUCCUCCUUCCACUUUCCAUCUCCAACGACGAUGCUCUUCCCAAUAGAGUCAUUAAUCCCGAAGACGAACACGAUUACCAGUUGAAAGAAGGAUCCGAUGAUGAUUCCGAGCAAUCCACUUCGCCUCCUUCCUUUCCGGAGCUUGAAUCUGAUGUUAAACAGUCGAUUUCCUCCCUCGGAGGUUCCGUCUUUCCUAAAUUGAACUGGAGCGCACCGAAAGACUCUGCGUGGAUUAGCCCUAACGGAACAUUGAAGUGCUCUUCGUUCACUGAGAUUGCGCUCUUGCUUCGAUCGUCCGAUUCUCUUGUUCACGAUCUGUGUCACGCGUACGAUUCCUGCACCGACAAAUCUUCGUCGAGGCCAUUGAAGUUCUUCCUCGCGCUUCGCAAGUGGUACCCGUCCCUUCGGCCAGAGAUGGAAUUUCGUUGCUUCGUGAGGAAUCGGGACUUGGUUGGGAUUUCCCAGCGAGAGGUCACAACGUUCUAUCCUGCUUUAGUGGAGAAGAAGGAGAUCUUGCAACAAGUUAUCCGGGAAUUCUUCAUCGACCAUGUGAAGUCGAGCUUCGAAUCGGAGAAUUACACGUUCGAUGUGUAUGUGACGAAGAAUGAAGCUGUUAAGAUAGUGGAUUUCAAUCCAUGGGGUGCAUUUACACUUCCAUUGCUGUUCGAUUGGGAGGAAUUCGAAGAGAAGAAUGAAGAGAUUGAUUUCAGAAUCGUGGAGAGCCGGAGGGCGGUGAGGCCCGGAUUGAAGACGGCGGUUCCAUUUGAUUACUUGGAUACGAGCGCUGGAAGUGGUUGGGAUCAGUUCCUGAAAAACGCAGAUCAAGAAUUGCAGCAGCAGCAAACGAGAGAUGAUGAUUGAUUGAAUCCUCCAUUUCUGAUUCUUCUUUCUUUCCUUCCUUCCUCUCCAUUGAUGAACAUGGAUAGCUUGAAAGUUUCUUUCAUAAGUUUACUGAGAUUGGAUUAUCGAAAUGUUCAAACAAAGACGAGCGCUUUUCUUGUAGUAUUUUGACCACUUUCUUCCAAGUUGAUUUAUUUUAGACUAAAAGAAAACUAUGAAAAUAUAUGUUAAUUUUAGGGA